CGUCGCAGUUAUAUGCAGUGCACAGUUGUUAGCAAUAUUGCAAUUUUCUAUUCGUUGUAUCAACAGGCAAUCAGAUAUAAUUGCAUUUGAAUAGCAUCAAUUAGCAUAAAUAAUUAUAUAUUCUGCAAUGUCAUCCAAGUAAAGGUGGGAGAUCUACGUCUUUUAAAUAAUUCCAACUAGAUCCUUUCCACAGAGUUGCAAUCAAUAAUUCAGAGACUACGGUAUUCUUUUCAUCCUUGUCUUAUCCUUUAUCUACUUUCUGGGAUUCGCUCACGCGCCAUUCGAGAAAGCGAUAUCCAUUGUGCUGCAACUCAGUUGGAUACAAUAACAUCAUCUACGACUGACAUGGAAAACAUUAAACUUAUUCCUUCGCUGGAGUCAAUAUCCAAACAAGAAUUAUAUGACAACUGGGAGAAAAAUGCUCCGAAAAUUAUGUUUGGUGAACAUCAACUUUCCUUAGAUAUAAGUGAAGAUGUCGGCGAAUUUUUUCGUGAGAAAGCCAAGAAGGAAUUGCGGGAGACGCCAGAAGUUGUCGCCCAAGGUUUCAAGGAAUUGAAAGAAUUAAUAUCAGAGGAACCUGAUCUGCAUGUACCGAAAGACAUGGAGGACUUCCUUAUAGUAUUCUUGCGUCCAUGCAAAUGGUAUGCGGAGAGCGCUUUCAUACUAAUGCAACGGUAUUACCGAUUCCGUCAAACCUAUUCACACUUAUAUAAAGAUUUGUCUAUCAGUAAAGACAAAACUGCAAUGUGUGCCGGCAUGGUGAUUCUACUGCCGCUUCGUACUAAAGAUGGAAGCAGAGUGGUAGUAGUCGAUUGUGGAAAAUGGGAUCCGAAGGAAGUGUCGGUCGAUGAAUGUGUUAAAGGCAUCAUAAUCGGCUUGUUUUUAACGUUUGUGGAAUACAAAACUCAGAUUGCAGGUGGGCAUAUUAUUUUAGACGUCGAAGGUACAUCUUUUGGUCAGUUAAGGCACGCCACCGUGUCCUUGCUCAAAAUGAUGUCACAUUUUUUACAAAGAUGUUUGCCCAUUCGUGUCAAAGGUUUCCACGUUGUAAAUCAAUCUCGUGUCGUCAACGUAGCACUCGCGUUGAUCAAACGUUUCAUGGAGGAGAAAUAUCGCGAUCGGAUUUACAUUCAUGGGACAAACUGGGAGUCCUUAAUGACUCACAUAGAUAAAAGGGCAUUGCCUAAGAAAUAUGAUGGUGAUAUAGAAAUGCCCAAAGAAGAAUGCGGUGUUGCGUUAUGGCAGAAUUUCCUUUAUCUCGAACCUAUGUUUUUAGCUGAACUGCAAUAUGGAUACAAAACUGAUAAAGAUAAGAUGUAACAGCUGCAAAAAUUAUCCGGUCAAUAUGUUACCAUCG
Messenger RNA from Vollenhovia emeryi, 1357 nucleotides. Its product is annotated as alpha-tocopherol transfer protein-like. The coding region runs from base 346 to 1320 and encodes 324 amino acids. The transcript has 7 exons. Gene Ontology annotation, cellular component: membrane. The record is from RefSeq and is a predicted model, not a curated record. Lineage: Eukaryota; Metazoa; Arthropoda; Insecta; Hymenoptera; Formicidae. Gene Ontology annotation, molecular function: phosphatidylinositol bisphosphate binding.